GGCGGAUCGUGGCCAUCAGGUACCCUGGCGAGGACCUCUGGCAUGAGAGAGUUGUGAUGGGCCCUGGGCUUCGCGAUGCUGCGGGGGUCGUCACCAAGUGGUGGAUCCUGACACCAGAUGGGGAUUUCUAUGAGGAGGACAUCUCCAUGGAGGCGGGCGAGGGCGAGAGGCUGGUUAUGCUCGACUUGGUUGGCUCCUGUCCUCGCGCCUUGCGCGGCAGGUUCUAUAGGUUUGCAGGCGACGGUUAUCCCUGCGAUGACCGUGUCCGCCGCGAAGCCCAGCAGGCCGUAGCUAGGAUGCGGUCCGCGGGACAGGAGCUUCCUGCCUUGCUGCACUUCGUGACCGAGGCGGCGCCGCCUGGCGGUGAUGUCAGUCCAGGCGCGGGCGGGGCCGUGGCGCCCUACCUGGCCGUGCUGCCCGAGCGCCCAGCCCUCCAUGAGGGUUUGGUCUGGCUGGUGACCGAGAACGCCGAUGGCCACGAGACGCUGGGCAUGGAGGUCACCCUUCGCGCUGGCGACGUGACCGUCACGACGACGGACGGCCUGGUCUACAGGCACGGCAGCUUCCUCUAUGCCCAGGCGGUCCCGCACCGCGACUGCGUGGAGGUCGUGAGGGCGCUGGGGGCACGGUGCGAGGGGCUCUCUGGCGCUGCUGGGCCCGCCGCCCUGGCUGCUCCGCGCGCUGCUGAGCUGGCCCCUUCGGACGAAGACGUCCGAACGCUGUGGGUCGACUACGACGAGGCGGGAGAGAGGUGCAAGAACUGGAAGAAGGCGGCGCAGGAGAGCAGGGAGGAGCCCAUCUACGCAGUGGAGGUGCAGGGCCCACCAGGCACGCUUCACCUUGCCCGCCAUGUCGACGGUGAUCCGCGGCGCUGGUGGCAGGAGUUCUCGCGCAGCAAUAGCAUCUCCAAGACGGGUCGCGUCUACCAUGAGAUGACUACGUUGACGGAAAGCUUCAAGUUAUUCGGCGAGUGCGACCAGCUGAACUUGGGCGCGUCUGCGGGCAUAGAGAAGAUGGCGCGGCGCAUGCUGGGUGUGAUAGACGCCUACUCCAUGGGCGGCGGGGUGCCGUCCUGGCGCGCGGCCGCCGUGUACGAGGGCGAGGCGAGCUACGGCGACGCCAUUGCCCCCGCCCUGCGGAAGUGGGGAGUGGACAAGCUGAAGGACAGGGCGAAGAUCGAGA
This is a messenger RNA of Prorocentrum cordatum, 1182 nucleotides long. The record is from the annotation of a GenBank genome assembly. NCBI's taxonomy places the organism in Eukaryota, Dinophyceae, Prorocentrales, Prorocentraceae.